Messenger RNA from Rattus norvegicus (Norway rat), 5797 nucleotides. RefSeq names its product Bcl2-like 2 (gene Bcl2l2). NCBI's taxonomy places the organism in Eukaryota, Metazoa, Chordata, Mammalia, Rodentia, Muridae. The record is from RefSeq and is a predicted model, not a curated record. Gene Ontology annotation, biological process: transmembrane transport; gonad development; regulation of apoptotic process. Gene Ontology annotation, cellular component: mitochondrial membrane.
CAUCUCUGUGUCCCAUCAUCACCCGGCGCCGGGCCCUCCCUCCCUGCCCUCCCCUCCUCCCUCCUUCCUUCCUUCCUUCCUUUCCUCCCUCUCUCCCUCCCUCCCUCCCUCCCUCCCAGCUCCUCCACCAGGAAACAACCGGAUUCCCGAUCCCGACCGAGGCCUUCUUCCUGACUCGGCUCCACUCUCGCCGGGAGGAUGAAAGGCCUCAGCUGGGGGCUCCCUGCCAUCAGCACUGGGUCGUAAGAGCUGCCAUCCAGGCUGGCCGCCCGGAUGGCGACCCCAGCCUCAACCCCAGACACACGGGCUCUAGUGGCUGACUUUGUAGGCUAUAAGCUGAGGCAGAAGGGUUAUGUCUGUGGAGCUGGCCCUGGGGAAGGCCCAGCAGCCGACCCGCUGCACCAAGCCAUGCGGGCAGCUGGAGACGAGUUUGAGACCCGCUUCCGGCGCACCUUCUCUGACCUGGCCGCUCAGCUACACGUGACCCCAGGCUCAGCCCAGCAACGCUUCACCCAGGUUUCCGACGAACUUUUCCAAGGGGGCCCCAACUGGGGCCGUCUUGUGGCAUUCUUUGUCUUUGGGGCUGCCCUGUGUGCUGAGAGUGUCAACAAAGAAAUGGAGCCAUUGGUGGGACAAGUGCAGGAUUGGAUGGUGACCUACCUGGAGACACGCUUGGCUGACUGGAUCCACAGCAGUGGGGGCUGGGAUCUUGCCUGUACCCCAGUCUGGCCUCAGGCUCAGUGUCAACAUUCCAGGUGUGUGCCACCAGAUCUGGCUGACUUCUUUGAAAAUUUAAAAAACACCCUUAAAUGUGGUUAUGGGAAAUAACCCUAAAAUAAUAAUAAAUAACUAAUCAAUAACCAAUAGAUAAUAAAAACACAGCCCAAAGCUGGAUGCCGUGUGGCCCGUUUAUAAUCCCAGCCUUUGGGAGUCAGAGGCAGGAGUAGUAGUUCAGUGCCAGUGUGGCUGAUAGGAAACCCUGCUCAACACACACACACACACACACACACACACACACACACGCACGCACACAACAGGAAUUUUGACCAGAAAGCAUACUCUAAUGGACGAUGUGGCUGCUUCACUCAUCACUCAUCUCUAGAGAAAAUUAAAUAUUUUCGGCGUAUUUAACAUAGUUCUAGGCUCCCAGGCAAAGAGAGUGGGGGGACACAUCUCAGCUCACAUGUUGCGCUUACACUCCAGUAGGGAAUCAAACAAUAAGUAAAUCAUAAAUAUGUUAGAAGGUAGUAAAUACUAUGAGGAAAGAUGCAUGGUGACCCAUACCUUUCGCCCUAGUGUUAGGGAGGCAGCUGCCAGGCAGCUCUGCAAAUUCAAGGCCAACCUGGGCUACAUGUGAGACCCCCCCACACACACACCUAAAGGUAUUAUUUGUAAAUAAAAGGAACAAGGAUAGGAAUAUGUAGAUGCUCUGAUUUUAAAUCAAAUGGUCAGGGAAACCCUCAUGUCUAAGACGACAAGUAAAACGGUGAAUUAUGGUGUAACUGAAGAUACCUAUUAGCACUAUUUUCCUAUAAAACUUCUAUACGUGUGAUGAUGUGAACUAGUGUGUGUCGGUGUGAAGAAUCAUACUUUACAUGUGUGAGCCUCCCUGCUUAAACGAAGACUUCAGCAAGAGCAGAUGAACAUACCAGUUGUGGUUUUGUCUGGUAAGGUGGCUUUUGUUCUUUCUGCUGUCAGCAUUUUCUGAUCUCUGUGGGGUAAUGAAUAUGAGCAUCUGAUGGAGCAACUAAGAGCAAGUUUUUCAGAUAAAAAGUUAUUAAAAAAGUAGCCAACCAAGUUCAGGGGUGGGCAUUUAUACUUGCAGUCUCAACAUGAGAGGGAUGGGAGGAGACACUGAAAGUUGGGGGGUGAUCUUUCUACGCAGUGAGUUCUAGGCCAGCCAGGGCUACCUAGGCAGACCUUUUUUUUUUUUUUAAUUUAUUUUUUAAGAUUUUUUAUUUUAUUGUAUAUGAGUACACUGUAGCUGCCUUCAGAUGCACCGGAAGAGGGCAUCAGAUCCCAUUACAGAUGGUUGUGAGCCACCAUGUGGUUGCUGGGAUUCGAACUCAGGACCUCAGGAAGAGCAAUCGGUGCUCUUAACCACUGAGCCAUCUCUCCAGCCCCUAGGCAGACCUUUUAUUAAAGAUUAGCCACUCAGUGGGCUAGAGAGAUGAUUCAGUCAUGGAUGGUGGAAAGGGUAUACUGAGUCUGGUAAGUUGUCCUCUUACCUCACACAAGUGCCCUGACUCAUGUUCCCUUCAAAUAAGUGUAAAAAGAAAAAAAAAAAAUUAAGGUUAGCAAAUCAGUUGAGCUAGAGAAAUGGCUAUUAGUCAAGAGCACUUGCUUCUCUAAUUAGAGGAGUAGGGUUCAGAUCCUAGGAUCUGUGUCAGGUAGUUCAACCCCACCUGAAACUCCAGCUCCAGGAGAUUAUAAACACCUUCUGGUUUCUGUGGGCACCAGAACACAGACCCAUACAUACAUAAAACGCUUUAAAAGUUAGCAGUCAAAACUGAAAUUAAGCAGCCUGGUAGAAGCCCCUUCCACCUUUCAAUGCUAUCUCACUUCUGUACCAGGUCUGAUCUAGGAAGUUAAUGCAAGCUAGGUCAGACCACAUCAGAAGAUACCAGGAUCUUUCUAAAAUACACCAAAGGCUGGACAGAUAGCAUUAAUGAGUGCUUGCUGCUCUCACAGAGGACCUGGUUCACAUCCCAGCACACAUAGAAUACCUCGCAACUACCUGUACUCCAGUUCCAGGGGAUCUGACACCCUCUGGCUUUUGUGGGCUCCUGCAUGUAAGUGCUACACAUAAACUCACACAAGCAUACAUACACAUACAAAUAAAAGUAGUAAGUCUUUAAAAAUAGCAUAAGGCUUCAAGUCUUUGCCAGCACUGUCCAGUAGAAUAUGAUGCAAGUCACAAAAAGAGUUUUACAUUUUUCUAGGAGCCUCAUUAAAAAUGUAAGAGAGUGCCUUUCAUCCUGCAUUAGGAAGGCAGGAGUGGGAUAUCCCUGUGUAACUAUGUAGCUCACUGUCCUUAUAUACACUAUAUAGACCAGGCUGGCCUUGAACCCAAAGAGGUUCACCUGGGCCCAGCCCUUUUUUUUUUUUUUUUUUUUUUGAGACAGGGUCUUAUGCAGCCCAGGCUAGCCUCAACUUUCCUAUAUAAAUGAGGUUGGCCUUGAACUCUGCUCCCCCCCACCCAAGUGCUAGGAAUUCAGGAGUAUCUUGUUAUUACGUCUAGCUCUGUAGGGUAUUUUGUUUUUAAAGAUUUUAAAAAUGUAUAUGGGAGUUGGGGAUUUAGCUCAGUGGUAGAGCGCUUCCCUAGCAAGCACAAGGCCCUGGGUUCGGUCCCCAGCUCCGAAAAAAAAAAAAUAAAAAUGUAUAUGUGUGUGGGAGAGAAUAUGCGUGUGUUUGUUAGUGCCCAUGGAGGCCAGAAGGUGUUGAAUUCAGUAGAGCUGAAGUUACAGGUGGAGUGAGCUUGUGGGUGCUGAGAACUGAACUCAGUUCUCAGUAAGAGUACCAAGAACUGUGGUUUUUGAGACAAGGUUUCUCUGUGGCCUGGCUGUCCUCAAACUCACAGAGAUCCACCUGCCUCUGUCUCUCCUGGGGCUGGGAUUAAAGGUGUAUAGCUCUGGCUACUCACUGUGCAGACUGGCCUGGAAUUCCUGGCUAUUUUCCUGCUUCAGCUUCUCAAGUGCUAAGAUUACACAUGUGUAUAACAAUGCUGAAAAAAUAUAACCUCAGGAAGGUGAGGCAGGGGAUCUCAGGUUUGAGGCCAGACUACAUAAUAAUACAGCCCAGUCUCCGGAAGGGAAAAAAAAAGCCCAGCAAUGAUGGUGCACAAGCCUUUUUGUUUGUUUUGUUUAAUAAUUUUUAAUGUUUUUUUAAGAUUUAUUAUAUAUACAAUGUGGCUGUCUUCAAACACACCAGAAGAGGGCAUCAGAUCUCAUUACAGAUGGUUAUGAGCCACUAUGUAGUUGUUGGGAUUUGAACUCAGAACCUUUGAAAGGGCAGUCAGUGCUCUUAACCACUGAACCAUCUCUCCAGCCCAAACAAGCCUUUAAUCCCAGCACUUGGGAGACAGAGGCAGGCAGAUCUUUGAGUUUGAGGCCAGGCUGGUCUACAGAGGGAGUUCAAGGAAAGCCAGGACUACAAACAACAAAAUUAAAACAAAAAGAUUUAGGGGAAUGUGGUUUUAUAUAGGGUAUUCAUUUAGUAGAUGGACGUGCCAGCACACACCUUUAAUCCCAGAGUUUAGGAGGUAGAGGUAGGCGGGUCUCUGUGAGAUUAAAGUCAGCCUCGACUAUAUAAAUUGAGCUUCAGGCCAGCCAGAGUCAGUUAGUGAGGUCCUGCCUCAACAACACUGUUGUUGCACGAAGGCAUUUGGUUCUUACAUUUCCCUUCAUUACCUUGCUUAAGUUGGGUGCCAGCAAACCCUUCAAAAUUUGAAUUGGUUAGAAUCAGUGUGAGAGACCUUUCUUUGGAACUCAUUUAGUGCCUGACUUCGGUGAUCAACUUCAAUUGGGAUGAAUCCCCAGCAACAGUUUGACGCUGCUUCCAGCUCCCAAACUCCUGAGGUAAGGAAUUCGGCAGUGGGGUCAUAAGCCAUGCUUCUUUCUGACUGUGUUUUGCUUAAACGUAUUCCUUUUUGUCCCAUUCCCCUUUUGCAACCAAGUUAACCUUUUUGGUUGUGCUUGUAUGAAUCUACUCCCCAGACUUGUAGUUUGGUCUGUCUACAAAAAGUCCUCUUGCAGAUUUAGCACUACUAUUCUUUAUUUCUAUAAAUGUGUGAAAUUUCUACUGGGGUGUGGCUAUCGUACUCUCUUCUCCAGAGCCAGCUCUCAUGGUUACUUGAAGGUGCAGAGCUGUCUUGAGCACCUACAUGGAGAAUUUCCUCUGGGGUCUUCAAAGGGGUUUGGAAGCUAGGAAACUGGACCUAAAAGUUGUAGCCCUCCAAUAAUCACACAUGUGUACUCUGCUAAGUGUACCACCAUGUAUGGAUCCAAAUAUAAACAGGACUUGAGCCCUGGUCUGCAGGCACUCCACCUAGUUAGGAAGCAGCACAGAAUCGCUAAGUGUGCAGCGGAAAUAGGCCCACUUGUCUCAAGAUAGAAUGGGAAAGCUGGUGGAAGGCAUUCUCACUGAGGUCUGGUUUAGGAGAAACUCCACAGAUAGAGGCUAAAUCUUUGAACCUCAGGUAAAACCGGGGAAUGAGAGAAGUAUGGAGACACUUGCAAACUAGCCCCAAGGCUACAGUAAGAAAUUUUGACACUUCAGCUGGCCAGGAAAAAGAGGGUGCUGUACAAGUUAGGCAAGAAAACAGGCUAAGUCUAAGCAGGGGUUAGAGUCUAAAACAAUCACCUCUGCAGAACAAUGGGACAACUCCAAGUCUGAGUGAAGAUUAGUGAGGUUUGUUGAUUUUUUUUUUUAAAUACUAUUCUUUAGGCUACUUCUCUAUGUAGUGCUGGUUGUCCUUGAACUCACUCUGUAGAGUAGUCUGGUUUUGAACUCACAGAAAUCCGAUUGCCUCCGCUUUCGGGGCGCUGGUAUUAAAGGCAUACGCCACCACACUCAGUCCAGGAAUUUCCUAUCGUUAAGCCAGGCAACCCUUUCGGGAGCAAGGUUCACCUGUCGCACAGCGGGUGUCAGCCCGUCGAAUCCCAUAAGCCAAUCGGCAUCCAAGAAUGGGCCACUUCGGUGAGACGUUUGGAAGAUUGGUCCUUUCCACUUCACCAGUCAGGGGCCAAUUGCCAAGCAUCCUCCAUGUUGUGGACCCGCCCAUGGGCGGAGGAUGAGC